This is a messenger RNA of Cetraspora pellucida, 372 nucleotides long. The record is from the annotation of a GenBank genome assembly. NCBI's taxonomy places the organism in Eukaryota, Fungi, Glomeromycota, Glomeromycetes, Diversisporales, Gigasporaceae.
AUGAUCGAGGUUCCUAUAUCAAACAAUGGGGAAGUAAAGUUAGAAAAGCCGCAGGAGAAAGACCCUUGGGAUAGCAACAGCAGAAAUACGUUCGAUGGACUUACUUACAAGGAUGAAGAGCUAAACGAGACAGAGGGAUACUAUACGGAAGAAGAGGAUGAGACUAGCUCUGCCAUUUACCUGAUGAAUAUCGACGAACUACCCACUGAGGUACAAGACGAAUCAACUGUAAUUGAGCAAUUGGAGAAAUUCAUACAAACCGACACUCUAGAGGAAAAAGAAAAGGAUAAGGCAUUAGAAUUUUUUAGGAAAGAGAAACCAUUGUUUGCAAAGGACAUACAAGAAUUGGAUGAAAUGAAUAUAAUUACCUAA